AUGAUUAAAUUGAUAGUCACAAUAAGUCAUUUGAGCUAAUUGAUUAUUCAUUCUUGGUUUAUGUAUUAAUGCGCAUUGACAUUUUAUCCUGGAAAUAUAGCAGAAACUUUAUGGAAUCAAGUAAAAUAUUUGACAAAUUUUUCAAAUUGGGCGAUGUUUACUUAUUUAAUACCUUUUGUCAUAUAUGAUUUCAAAAAUUACAAUGCUUCAAGAAUUCAAGAUAGAUAUCCAUAAAUUGUCAAUCUAUUGUUUCAAGGAAUUAAUCCUAUUUUAUUUUUGGUAAUGGCAACUUAUUAAAUUUUUAUUAUAAUUGAUCCUAAUCUCUUAGUAUUAGAUGGAUUUCAUCCUACUUAAUGGUAAUUGGUAAUACUUGCAUAUUUACAUCUAGGAAAUUGGCUUUUGAUGUAAAACAUAGUUAUUGUCUUAGGCAAAUCGAGUAUAUUUUGUAUGAGCACUAGCAAAUUCCUAAACUAAAGCUAUUUGGAUUUUUUUUCACAUAUACAUUUAUCUAUUUAUUUAUAUAUGGUAAAUUUAGUCAAUAAAAAUAGGUUGUUAUUUUUUAAUUAAAGGAAAACAUGUUUAUGGCUUCUAAAAAAAUCUAAGCUUCCCAAUUGUUGUUGUGAUAAACAUCUUUUAAUUUUUAAUUAUAUUUUCUGUAGAUUUUGUUUAUGGAAGAGUGACAAGAUCAAAUUUUUUCAAGAAGUUUAUUCUUGAAAAUUAUUUAAUGAAUAAUUAAAAUAGAAAUCAAAAGAAAAAAUAAUGA
Messenger RNA from Paramecium pentaurelia, 763 nucleotides. NCBI's taxonomy places the organism in Eukaryota, Ciliophora, Oligohymenophorea, Peniculida, Parameciidae. The record is from the annotation of a GenBank genome assembly.